AUGGAUUGGCAAAGCUCAGAGCUCGGUCGCAACAUCAAUGUUAUCAAGGUGCGUCCGAUAUAUUACGACCCAAACGACGAAGGCCAACACAAAGCUAUAUUGGAAGACGAAUCCAACGGCAAGGAACCCGAAGAUAGGGAAGUUUCACCUAGUUCGGAAAAUGAGACAGUACGCGAAUGGCAAGAUAAAUACAAACCCAGCGAAUGGGGUUACUAUCUGAUGAUGCAUCCUACUGAUCUACAAGAAUACGGGCUUCCGGUCAAGCUUCCGGUCGCUCUGGAAUCUCAAAAACACGUGAGGCGCGCGAGCGAGGCUUUUAUCGUCCUACAGAUACAGCAGCCUCUGAUGGCCUUCCUCGUCAAGAUCUGCCUUGAGCUACUUCCCGACGUAGAAGGUGGUCUGGACGGGUUCAAGGCCUUCUUCCAAGCCCCCGAACAACCCGAGCCCCCCGAAAUAAGAACGACAAAAGAGGAUGGAUGGGACUCGGCUUUCGCACUAGCCCAAGACAGUCCAUAUACCGCCCCACAAUGGGACGACUUUCUCAAAAUCAUGUCCUCUAUAGCGGCUAGAAUACACGAGUGGAAGGACCAUGCCUGGGCUAUGCGCGAUGAUCCAUCCUAUUUCACUAAUGCUGUUAGCGAGUUCUCCCUUCAAAAAGACUUUUGGCACAUUACGAUAUACUCGAUCAUCAUGGAUUAUUACGAGAAUCUUGUCAUGUGGCAUGCUGCACAAGCUGCUCUACACAAGGUUGCUCGGCUGCUGUUGACACGGUUGGAGAAACAAGAAGGGCAUGAUGCAUGGGUAGAGGCUGUCGCGGACUUGAAAGAUUUACUUGAUAUGCGCCUUAUCAAAAGCCUAGCUUCACGGUUGCCGAGUUGCUUCAUUGGCUCACCACCGGUGCGCGGCAUGUUCGACAAGGACCAGAAGUACAGAAUCACACCCUUGGUCGCACAGCUCGUGUCAGACCUAGCUAUUUGUUUUGAACUACGAGCUCGCCUGCGCCUGGUGUGCCCACAAGCUUUCAAACCUGAUGAGCAGUACUGUACCGUUGGAGCCGACCGCGACUAUCACGAGAUAGUCAUGGAGGUUUCUGUGAAAGAACUAAACGUGAUCUUAGACCCGGAAUGCGGUCCAGAAUACGAUGCCAAACGCCGAUAUGAUUUUCUCCUUCUUGGUGAGCUCGGGCAUCCAAAGACAAUGCCGUACCCUGUCGGCAAGCGAAGAACCAAAGAGAACGUAGAGAUUAUGCAGGCUACUGAACGACGGCUCGAUGAGCUUUGGAGCAAAUUCGAUGCUCACGUGCAGAAGUAUUUGAAGAAAAAACACCUCGAGGCUCUUGAAUCCCUAGCGCCGUCAAGAGGACAAAUACAACGGACGCCAGACUGGAUAGAACCGGCGAAACCUUCCAACAAAGCGAAGAAAGAUGCUGCCCUGCAGGAAUACAUCACGCCUCUCAUACCGGAGCAGCAGCCCGACCCUGUAGACCUUCCAAUUCGGAGUGAGAAGCGCAAGACCAGGGGGAUUGCGAAUGAUCCUUCCACUGAGCCUGUCGAAGUCGCAGCAGACUUGCAGCCAGUCGCUUCUGAGGAAACAAACACUCCGCCUACACCGCGCUUCACCGUUGGGAAAAAGACACAGCACACAUUCUCGACUAUAUUCUUCCAGCCGUCUGCAAGCUCGCAUCCCGGUGAAGUCCCAUGGACUGAAUUCCUCUCAGCUAUGAACACGAUUGGCUUCUCACCCGAGAAGGUGUAUGGCUCUGUAUGGCGCUUCACACCGAGAGAGGGGGGUGUUAUUACGGCAAGGCAGCCAAUCAAUUUCCACGAGCCGCAUCCUGAGGGAAAAUUGAGGUUUGAGGUAGCAAGGAAUUACGGGAGGAGAUUGACGAGGAACUAUGGUAUCGAUGGUAGCAGCUUCAUUGUCGCGUAA
Messenger RNA from Alternaria triticimaculans, 1929 nucleotides. RefSeq lists its product as uncharacterized. The transcript has 4 exons. The coding region runs from base 1 to 1929 and encodes 642 amino acids. The record is from RefSeq and is a predicted model, not a curated record. Lineage: Eukaryota; Fungi; Ascomycota; Dothideomycetes; Pleosporales; Pleosporaceae.